AGUGCUCAAACCAAUCGAGGACUGUUCAUCCCUUGUUCAAAAUUGCGCGAGAAGAUGAACGGCGGCAAAAAUAGAAGUGUAGCACGAUGCUAGAGACUUUGACGCCCCAAGUAGAAUGGUAGGACAACUCACGAAUCUGUUGUGUUUGGCAAGUGUGUACUUGCUUCACUUCAUUUCGUCCAGAGACAUCACAAGUGGGGGUCUGCAACAUGCCUCCUUCCAGUCGUGGCGCGGCAAAAUAAACCACGAAAUCAAUCAGCUCAGUACAACUACCGGAAGAGCGUCACUAGUACCAUCAAAGCGGGCCUCCACAGAACCUGCGUUGAAAAAGCUGCACACGACGGUACUACGCCGUGACGAGGACGACGAGGCACAACUUGUGUCGCCAACUGCUAGUAAUGGCCUUGGCACGCCUACAGUUGGCGUCUAUGGGAGGGACGUCGGAAAAAGAAAAAAUACGGAACCUGCGCAGAAUCCUCAGGAAAUAAGAAGUGCACCGGGUACAACUUCUAGUACGAGUGAAAAAAGGAUUCGCGUCAAGAACAGGCCAGACGAGCAGACCGAACUACACGCUGAUCCCUUCCUGCUUUCUCACUGGUUCCAGAAAGCCGAGCAGAUAUCCGAAGACCCGAAGGUUUACAAGCUGCACGUGAAGCGAUUUGAGGACCUGCCGCUCGCCCGUCUGCCGCGGCAGUGGCACGCUGCGCAGACACAGCUAUGACCUGCUCAGGUAUUACAAUCUCAAGCGUUCCAAUAGAAUCUGGAAUGUGUGUUGCAAGAAGUGCAUUAUCUACCUCCCCAAUUCUCAUAGCAUUGCGCAUGACAAAAGGGUUCUGGAGUCCCAAUCCGCACUACAAUCUGGUGAAAUUUGUAUUGCAGAAAUUGGCAUGCUCUCCGAGUCUGUCAUGCUCAUCAUGCAAUACAAAAGAACCCAGACUCUAUAUGUAACGUUUGUGUUUGAGAUUGUAACGUUUCAGCAGUUCAUAACAGCAGGACUACUUUUUUGACGAGGAGAUCUUCAAGAGGAAAAAAAACGGGUUCUACAUCGAGUGUGGGGCCUCCGAUGGUAUAUGAUGUGUUGCAAAUGUGUCUAGCGGUCUGGAGGAGUGCAAGAACUUGUGAUGCUACGGUCGGAUUCUACAUAAAAUUUGUAUUGCAUGAACAGCAAAAAACGUCUAGACUUUGCUUCUACGCGGAGAGGGCAUCAUGCGGUAUGGGCAACAUCGGACCGCCGUCGCAGAAUAAUCUGUGAGGACGCUAGUAAAGCAUGCAUCACAGACAUCUUGGGUCGUGGAAAAUCUGCAUGACAAGUCUUGCAAAAAUCUUCCCGACCGAAACAUAUUUGCAAUGGAUAUGGAUUUCUGCACAGCAACACCCUGUUCUUCGAGCGCAUCCGCAACUGGCAGGGCUUGCUGGUGGAAGCCAGCAAAAUUGAGUUCGAGCAAAUCGUGAACGCCGGGCUGCGAAAACCGGAAAACAACGUCUACUUUAACGGGUGCCUCACCGAUUUUGAGAAGAGUGGGAAACUGCGUAUAACCCGCUCAGGUUUUGCAAUCUCAAACGUUACAACAGAAUAUGGAAAUCUGUGAUGCAAGAGUGCGUGAUCUAGCCAACUCUCAUAGGAUUGCGCAUGACAAGUUCCGGAGCCCCAAACCCCGCUGCAAUUUGGCGAAAUCUGUAUUGCGGAAAGUGGAACGCUCUGCGAGUCUGUCAUGCUGAUCAUGCAAGACAUCAAAUCUCAGACUGUAUUGUUGUAACGUUUGAUAUUGUAACACCUGAGCGGGUUAUACUGCUCACCUACGUGGAUCGGAGCGAGUGGACUAGUGGGCUUGGUUAUGCAAGAAAAAACCUAUGUGAGUGUAAGUCUGUGAUGCAGAAAGUGCAAAACUGUUUGCACUUGUGAUGCUGGAUCUGCGUCAUAGGCUACUUUCGUGCGUGUUUUCACGUACUAGCUACGCAUGACAGGUUUUCUGUGUCAUGCAGAGCAAACUUGUGAUGCUAUUCCUCCAAGAAACUUACACUUACACAGUUUUUUUCCCGGAUAUUGGUGUUGUGUCAGACAGGACUGCAGCGGAAGCGGCAGAGCACAAUUCGCAGUACAACAGUAGAGACAGGUAUCCAAGAAAAAAACUGUGUAAGUGUAACUUUUUUGCAGGAACAGCAUUACAGAUUUGUUUUGCAUGACAGAGAAAACCUGCCAUGCGUAGCUAGUACACGAAAACACGUAAAAAAAUAGCCUCUGAUGCAUAUCCAGCAUGACAAGUGUAACUGUAUUGCAACAUUUGCAAGACAAAGUUACACUUACACAGUUUUUUCCUUGCAUAACAGGGUCGUGUCGGUCCCCUGUGUCUCGCUGACCGACUAUCCCAGAGAAAAAAGCUGGCAGGGCAUAUUUGUAAUGCAAAAACAAAUACACGGAAAAAUCUCUCAUGGGCGGCCUCAUAGCAUGCUGUUUAGGAUACGCAAUACAGAUUUUUUUUGUGUAUUCAUUUUUGCAUUACAAAUGUGACCUGCCAGCUUUUUUCUGUGGGACACCGACCUGUUUGCGAAGGGCAUCGAGAAACAGUUCCCGGAAAGACUGAACAGAAUUCAGUACGGCCAGGAGGCGGUGGUAAAAAUCGACUUGUUUUCCCUGGACGUGGAAGGCAACGAACUAGAGGUGUUAAAGGGGAUCGACUUUACAAGGUACAAAAUUGACUACUUCCUAAUCGAGUACGCCCCUCCGCCGUAUUACGAGCGCAGCGACGGCAGCAGCAGUGGCAGUAAUCCGACAGACCUGAAGCUAAAACGCAAGGCGGAUUUGGAAAACUUUUUUCACGAGCAGGUGUACUUGAAGUACGGAAGUGUCAGGUACGAAACCUUGGCGCUUCUGGGUGGCAAGGAGUGUGGUAGUCGUGGCGUGUAUUGGGUUGUUCCUCCGGGUGGGGGCGGCAGCGCUGCCGGGGCGGUAGGCGGAAUUCCAACAGGUCCGCGCCUGCGAAACCCCGUCCCUUUGCACCUGCAAACCACCGAAAUCCUGCGCUGUCAAGAUAUUGUUUUCCGCAGAAUCCUAUCGACUGCACAUAUUCUCGAUCCGGGUCUGGAAAGUAUGGAACUAUUCUAAAAUGCUGGUCCUACAGUACAGUCGUCCUGUGAAUGUUGUGAAACUAAAAUCUGUAAUGCGCGACGACCAACAAAAGUCGCGGCUUGCUUUGUCAUACGAAAACGCAGUUUCUCAUGCGGACUGCGUAUGAGAAAGCGCUCUGCAUACUUUUUAUGCUUGCCUGCGUACGAAAGUGCUUUUGUCAGAGUCGACAGCUCAGCAUCACAACUUUCCAGACCCAGACGUAUUUGCAUUUGAUAGAUCUUAUCAACGCUUCCGGUAAAAAUUCCGCCAGAGCCGCAUCAAACAGCGAGGUGUUCUGUCAGGGGUCUUUGCGAGGGCCACAAGUUAGCGGAGGCGUCAGGAAAAACUUCGUGAUGUUUGUUAUGCAUUGCAAAUAUGCCUGUGUCUGGAACGAUGCACGCGUGUGACGCUAACUCCUGAUCAGACAAAAAUCUGUGCUGCAUGAUCGUCAAAAGCUUCCCAUUCCUUGCAACAUCUUAAAGAGCAAGCUUCUCAUGCGGGAUAGGCACUACCAUAAAUAAGCAAUUGCAAAAUCUGUCGUGCUUUUGGGUGCAUUCCAGGCGGCCAUUUGAUGUGUGAUGCCAGCGAUGACAUCCAGAAGAUCCAGACAUAUUUGCAGUGGAUGGCAUUCGUGCUCUGUGGAGCCUCUACGAUCAUCGUUUCGUGCACAUAACUUUUUAAAGGAACAAUGCUACAACGUGACUCGGAGAAGUAGCUUCUUCGGUCUGUCACAGUGCCGAAUCCAGCGCCAAUUUAUAAUAUUUGGGUCAUCUGUCAAUACUUGUCAGUC
Amoebophrya sp. A120 is the source of this 3896-nucleotide messenger RNA. The record is from the annotation of a GenBank genome assembly. NCBI's taxonomy places the organism in Eukaryota, Dinophyceae, Syndiniales, Amoebophryaceae.